UGGUUUGGGAAAGGAGGAGGACAGAGGAAGGGGAGGUGAAGUGAAGGGGUGUGAGCGCGCGUGCGCAUGUGGCACGCGCCUGACGGAGAGACCGCAUGCAGGAGCCCAAGUUGCGUCCUCUUUCGGCGUAUCGCGUCUUUUCCCCGGGACGCAGGCGGCUGGCGCGCUGACAUGUGAAGUAUGGCAUGCAGGGAUGGUGUCUGCACACAAGAAGGAGAUGGUGACAGCGAGGCGAGCUGCUGCCUCGGUUCGUGCCCUGAUCUACUUCUUCUGCCUGACCACUUGUGUCAAGAAAAUCUGCGGACAAACAAAGAGGGAUGAUAAGAUUUAUCCGGAGAAUUUUACUCGCAUUUUGGACCGACUUCUGGACGGCUAUGACAACAGGCUGCGACCUGGAUUUGGAGGCCCUGUGACCGAGGUCAAGACGGACAUCUAUGUGACAAGUUUUGGGCCGGUCUCAGAUGUUGAAAUGGAAUACACGAUGGACGUGUUCUUUCGCCAGACGUGGGUGGACCGGAGGUUGCUGUACGAAGGCCCAAUAGAGAUUCUGAGGCUAAACAACCUGAUGGUGACUAAAGUCUGGACUCCAGACACUUUUUUCAGGAACGGCAAAAGGUCUGUUGCUCACAACAUGACCGCUCCUAACAAACUCUUCCGGAUCAUGAAGAACGGCACCAUCCUUUACACCAUGAGGCUGACCAUCAGUGCUGAGUGUCCCAUGAAGCUUGUGGACUUCCCCAUGGAUGGACAUGCAUGUCCCCUCAAGUUUGGAAGCUAUGCUUAUCCCAAAACAGAGAUGAUCUACACUUGGACCAAAGGGCCUCAGCACUCGGUGGAGGUCCCGCCUGAGUCCUCCAGCCUGGUUCAGUAUGAUCUCAUCGGCCAGACCGUCUCCAGUGAAACCAUCAAGUCCAUCACAGGUGAAUACGUGGUAAUGACGGUUCACUUCCACCUGAAACGCAAAAUGGGCUACUUCAUGAUUCAGACCUAUAUCCCCUGCAUAAUGACAGUAAUCCUCUCUCAAGUGUCCUUCUGGAUCAAUAAGGAGUCGGUCCCGGCCCGGACCGUGUUUGGCAUCACGACUGUCCUGACCAUGACGACACUCAGCAUCAGCGCCCGCCACUCUCUUCCUAAGGUCUCGUACGCGACUGCGAUGGACUGGUUCAUUGCCGUCUGCUUCGCCUUUGUCUUCUCUGCCCUCAUUGAGUUUGCUGCUGUCAACUACUUCACCAAUGCACAGAUUGAGCGGGCCAGAAAGAAGCCAUCCAAAUGUCCCCCUGUGCCCCAAACCACGCCUGUCAAGCUGAAGGACGCGGAAGAAGUGCUGCAGCAAACCCCUGACACCAACGGCUCUCUGAGAAAGCGACUCAACUACAUUUCACACCCGGAGCAGAGCGGUCAGCAGAGAGCCCAGUCCACCACCAACAUCUCAGGUUUAGGACGAGGCAGACCACUGAGACCUACAGCCGCUGGCGCCAAUGGCAGUUCCUCCACGCUGUCCCGCUCUAGUCCGAAAUCCGAGAGCCUGCUGAGCGUGGCCUCCUCCUCCGCCCAGCUGGUGAAGGGCACCCCUCAAGCAGCUGCCUCCACUCCUGAUGUGAUGGUGGGGACGCCGUGCAAGCAGGACGUCAGCGCCUCGUCUCUGCAGCAUCUGCUGGGGCCCAAGCUGGAGCGUCUUCAGAUGAUGGGGAACAAACUGGAGCCAAAGCAGACGCCAUGCUCUCAGCCCACCACUGCUGGCAUGGGUGGAACCAGUAAAAUAGACAAAUACGCACGGAUCCUGUUCCCGGUGUCUUUUGGGGCAUUUAAUAUGGUCUACUGGGUGGUCUACCUAUCUAAGGACACCAUGGUGGCCAAGGAUGGCUAGACCUUGCUCUCACAACAGGAAUCAGUGUUUUUCUUCUAACUAAUAAGGAAUAUGGGAGUUAGCAUUCAGUGAGAAGAACCAGCUGGUUUGACAAAUGGAUUCUUAUCCUCACAAAUAUGUUCAUCUUUUUCCUGGAAUGCUGGGAAUAAACCAACAAAAGUAUCCGACUGAAGAGGAGCAAUAGUCUGGAAUAUUCCCCUGUUCUCUUUAUUCCUCAUCUGAUUAUUAAGGUCUUCAUCGGUUUCAGCUGCCUGCCUCACAAUCCCCGUUGGCCUGCAGCCAGCAAAAAAGCAUGGGAUUUGGCCAUUUUACUAUUUUUGUAUGCUGCACUAGUUGAGAUGUUUGGAUCUGUGUGCCAUCAUCCUGAACUGAACUACAAUGACACUGUAAAAACAUUCUAAAUAUCUAUAUUUAUUAGGAUAAACAGAUUUAUAGUUAAUGAAAACGUGUUAAUACGAGUGGAGCCUUUUAGUGAAGCAUGCAUUUGACACCAGAUGGAUGAGAGACCCAAGUUCAAACUUGGGAAUAAAUCAGAAUGAAAAGACUGGAGAUGUAGGAUUUAAGCUUCCUGUGUAAGUGAUUAAAAAUAUCCAUGAGAACAAAAACAGGAAAUGUGAAGGCAUCUGACGUCAUUUCAUCAAUAAGCUGCUUUAUAUAUUUUUUUAAGGGACUUUGCUUGCUUGCAUCAUUUGUUAAUAAUUGAAGCAGGAACAUUCAACCAUUUUAUUUUUUCUUCCUCCGGCUCUUGGAGAGUACAGACGCUUCCCUCCUCUCCUCCCUGUCUUAUCCCAAGGCUCUUUGUCCUGUCUUUGUGUGCACGGCACUUUCUGCAUAUGUUCUGGAAACUGGAAAUGAUUAAAAAUGGACCUGGUCAGUUGGUCUCUCAACGCAAUUGACAAAAUUUUUUCAACGAUGAGAACGGGAGAAGGGGCUCCCGGAUGCCCCUCUGGGACAGAGCCAGCUGGGCACAUCAUGGACUCCUGGAAACAGUGGAACCUGAUCUGCCUCUCUCACCUGUCUGUAGAGGAUUGUGAAGAUGUUUGGAUAUUUUUCAUUUUGGUGUCGGGAUUCCUGCUGUUUGGCCUGAGCAGUUACCUGGCAUACCGGAAAAUUAACGAGCUUUCGAGGAAUAUUGGCUCAAUCCCGGAGCUCAGGGAUGGAUUACACCGUGCUGUGAACUCACAAACUCAUAUAAUUGUCAAGAUGAGUCGUAAGCUUGGAACUUUGGCUGAGAUUCAGACUGGCACAAAUGGUGGAUUUGAUCAAAGAGAGAGUUGACGGAUCAGCACGGACUGGGAUUGAUUAAUAACGCCAUUAUUGGAUCUAGAGGGGUUGAAGACCAACAGAACUCUAAAGCAGAGAGGAAAUUAUCUCUGUCUGUCCCCAAAACAAUUCUUAUCUGAAUCUGGUGCCCUUGAGCCUGUGAGGCUGAAGAGAUAACUCCCCCCUCAGAAGAAAUGUGGAAUGCUGUCAUCGCUAUGGUAACUCUUUCUCCCUAUCCCAGCUUGGGCGGGACUGUGACCGGUGAAGGCCGUGCAACCGGAUCUAGGAGUCAGUGUGCUCUCUAACCCAUUAUCUCCCUCCAUGUCCAAACGGAGGUGAUAAGCGCUACUCUUGCGGCUGCAUGCACUGAAGUGAGGACGGUCCUACCCUACCUCCCCACCUAUUGGGCACUUAUGUUGUGUAAUGUCUGAAGUCUGUUGCAUUUCUGUCUGAGGUGUUUUUUUGCAUAGCAAAGCUGCCCUCUCUGUUGAGGGUAACUCUGAAGUGCCUUUUUUUCCCUCCCCCUGACUCUAUCCUCAUAUACACCCUCUUGAUCUAUUAAGGUAGCGCGACUCAGGUUGCGAAUGACCACAGUCACCAAUUCUUGUCAUGUGUCUAUGUAUGUAUGUCUGAUCUCAGAAUUGUGUGUACUGAAACUCUAAUUUCCCUCUGGGAUUAAUAAAUUAUCUUUGAAUUGAA
Messenger RNA from Nothobranchius furzeri (turquoise killifish), 3829 nucleotides. RefSeq names its product gamma-aminobutyric acid type A receptor subunit alpha4 (gene gabra4). Gene Ontology annotation, biological process: nervous system process; regulation of postsynaptic membrane potential; signal transduction. The record is from RefSeq and is a predicted model, not a curated record. Lineage: Eukaryota; Metazoa; Chordata; Actinopteri; Cyprinodontiformes; Nothobranchiidae. Gene Ontology annotation, cellular component: neuron projection; plasma membrane; postsynapse. Gene Ontology annotation, molecular function: benzodiazepine receptor activity; inhibitory extracellular ligand-gated monoatomic ion channel activity; GABA-gated chloride ion channel activity.